AUGCAGAAUAUUUUAGAAUUGUGUCUAAUAUUGGUAGUUUCGUCAACAGCGUAUUGUUCAAUACCUUUUGAUUACACUAUUCUUGGAAACAAUGUUGCACCAUUUGAAACUAAAGCAAUCAAUUUUAUACCAUUGCCUUCCCAUGGUCCAAUGAGCAGUCAAUCUUUACUCGAAGAAUUCCUCAAAUCACGAAUGCCAGCUGCUGAAUAUGGUCCGCCAAAAAAAGAUGAAAUGUUAUUUAGGCCAACAACAGAACCUGCUAAAAUGGAAUCUACUACUACAGAAAAACCAUUUACACCAGAAACGAAAUAUGCUGCAACAGAAAAAAGUGAAAUGUCUUUUAUGACCACUGAACUCCCUCCAAUGAAAAUACCAAAAGUAUAUUUGCCACCUGGAUUACCUGAAUUACCCCCAGCCCCAGAAAUACCAUCAACAACAACAACAACCACUACAGAAAGCACAUUCAUGGAGAAAAAAAUGGAUAAAGAAGAAGAAGAAGAACGUAAACCAGCAGAAGAAUAUGGUGUUCCUACAUUUGACGAAAUUUCUUUUAUGCCUCCUCCAAAAACCGAUAUGAAAGUAACAGUCAAAAAAUAUUUACCACCAGGUUUGCCUGAAUUACCUCCAGAACCAGAAUUUCCUUCAACAAUGGCAACUGAAGAUUUAUUAGAUAAAGAAACAAAUGAAAUGAAUAAACCAAAAGAAGAAUAUAGUUCUCCAACUAAAGAUGAUAUGUUAUUCAAACCUUAUCCAGAACCUAAAAUUCCAAAAGUAUAUUUGCCACCUGGAUUACCAGAUUUACCUCCAGCCCCAGAAAUAUCUUUAAUGACAACAGAAAGUUCAUAUGAAAAAGAAACACCAAAAAUGGAAGAGAUGAUUAUUAUGCCAGCUGAAGAAUACUCUGAAGAAAUGAUGCCUGAAAAAAUGAUUAUGCAAGAAAUUCCAGUCGAAAAAUUACCAGAACCAUCACUUGAUCUUCCCAAGAGAGAAAAUGAACCUGAAAGUCCUGAAAACGAAUACAGCUUUACAAAAGAUGGCAAUAAUUUUAAUUUUAAAAUCAGUGUAACGUCUAAUUCAAAUUCUUAUCCACCGUUGCCGUAUUUUUUUGCACCUCAUAAUCCACAAUUUUUCCCAUACCCUUCAGCGCCAUAUCCACCACAAAUACCCGCAAUACCAACUCCUCCUCCAUCGUAUGGGCCACCAAUAACAGAAACUAAAAUGGAACCAACUACGUUACCUCAAGCAGAAUUAAUGAGAAUGCCAGAAAUGGAAAUUAUGUCAGAAAUGAAUAAAGAUGCACCAUAUCCAGCGCCUGAAAUAAUUAUGGCAAAAACAACUUUAGAACCAGCAACAUAUCCACCAGCUACAACUGAACUACCACCUAUGAUUAUCUCUCAGGAAAUAAAACAUUAUAUACCACCAACACCAUCUAUUGGAGCUCCAUAUCCACCACCCUUACCAUAUUCAACAUACGGGCACCUGUGA
Molecule: messenger RNA, 1485 nt
Organism: Condylostylus longicornis
Lineage: Eukaryota; Metazoa; Arthropoda; Insecta; Diptera; Dolichopodidae
Exons: 2
Coding region: 1-1485 (494 amino acids)
Source: RefSeq, a predicted model, not a curated record